Messenger RNA from Antechinus flavipes (yellow-footed antechinus), 3839 nucleotides. RefSeq names its product coiled-coil domain containing 87 (gene CCDC87). The transcript has a single exon. Lineage: Eukaryota; Metazoa; Chordata; Mammalia; Dasyuromorphia; Dasyuridae. The record is from RefSeq and is a predicted model, not a curated record. Bases 1 to 2664 code for a protein of 887 amino acids.
AUGGAGCAAAGGAAGCGCAGGCAGCCGCCGAUGGACAGGACGGCAGACCCGGAGAUCCAGAAGGUGUACCAGCAGCUCUUGGAGCCGCUGUCGCUGUUCCCGGAGGAGGGGAUACAGCUCCCGACGACCCCCGAGCCGCUGCCCCCGUCUCAGAUGAAGAGAGAGGCCCGAGUGGGACGGGACGCCUACUUCAUGGAGCAGCUGUCUCCGGGCUCUCUGUGCAUGCUGGUGUCGGACCGGCUGUUCCGCGUGGGCAUCUCGCACGAAGUGCCCCACGAGGACCGGCAGCGGCUGCUGGACGUGAUCCUGGCGGAGCUGCGCUACGGCUGGCAGAUGCCGCCUCCCGAGCCGAGCCUCAGCCCGCGGGACCAGCAGACGCUGCGCCAGCGCGUGGAGACGCACGUGGUGCUGGCGUCGGAGCAGCUCUUCGUGCACUACCUGCACCUGCUCAUCACCCUGAUGAAGCCCCAGAUCGAGUCCGUGCUCACCGAGCCCGCCACGCUCACCCGCCUGUCGGCCUACCUGGCCGUGGACUGCUCCCGCUUCCUGACCAGCCCUCAGGUCUACCGCAGCCUCGUGAACGACUUCAUAGACCUGCAGGGCCUCCGCCCCUUCCACAUGGGGCCCCCCAAGCCCGAGGAUUUCCGCAAGCAGGCUCUCUUUCCCCAGCAAACCAUCGGCGCCUUCCAGGCCUCCCGGCUCUGCCCGCUGCCCUGGCCGCACAGCACGGGCUUCUCCGACAUCCCCUGCGCCGCCCUGAACAUGAGCUACUUGAUUUCCCUGAGCCGACCGGCAUACCUCUCAGUGAGGCCUUGCCCGGACGCUUUAAAGGGGCUGCGCUCCAUCCCGGACCUGGACAUGAAAAAGUACCUGCGCUGGCUGCCCGCUCAGACCCCCAAGCCCUCCAGGUUUGAGGACGCCUCUGCCCAGAAGAUUCGCCCCUCAGAGGCUUUGACCUUGGAGAAAGGCCUGGAGAUGGGGACUUUCCUGCAGCUGCACAUCCCCAGGAAGUGCUGCUCUUUGCCCAACAUGAGAGAAGGUCAGAAGCUUUCAGACGAACUGGGCAUAUGUUCCUUUCCCCCUCGAACUCUAACCCCGCUGAUCCUCGGCCUGAAGACGGGAACGGAGUCCUUCAUCGGCACACCUUCGGAGGACCUCAAGCACAUGAAGAAAAACCUCAUGGUGGAAUGGUCCAAGAAACCCCUCCAGAGCUCGGCCCUCCCCCCUCUGCUGGGGGCCUUAACCCGACUCCCCAACGGCCACCUCCGAAUGGAAGAGCUGCAGAGAAUAUUGAAGACUCUCCAAGAAGAAGAAGACUCUGGAAAAUGGGACUACAAGCCCAUCGUAAAAUUCCCAGCCACUGAGCACCCACAGCCAGUCACCGUGGACCUGCGGUGGAAAGAUCAGACCAUUCUGAAGGCCGCAGCGGCCAGAGUGUCAGAUCGGGCCUUCCGGGACAGCUUCUACCUGAAGGAGGAAAACGUUCUCUAUAACCACCUGUCUGGCGAACUGGACGGCAAAGCCGUGGAAGAGCUGGACAACAUCCUCUUUGCUGGGGCUAGGAUCCAGGAGAUCUACAAGGAGCUUUUGAGUCGCGUCUCUGCCGACUAUCUGGAUUUUGAUCGGGGGCCCCUUGUGGAGCCCACUUCUGACCAGGACUGGACCAGAUAUGCGAUGUCAGGCUUUCUGAACACGGAUCCCAACAUGCGAAUCAUCAACCCUGCCCUGGACGGCAUCGGAAAGCACAGAUUUCCUUCUUUAUCCUACAAUAGGUUUGCCCCACUGGGUCCCAGGGGAACCAAGCGGUGGUUCAGAAACAAGUCUUCCUGGCUGCGCUGGUGGAGAACCACCCUGACCACAGAUGACUACUUUUUGUAUCUGGCUACCCAGGAGUGUGACUUUCUCCAUGUGAUCUUCCACAUGUACCCAGAAGAUGAACCUGUGAAGACUCUUGUCACCUCCAAAGACACCCUACAACUCCCACCUGUGCCUCCACUGGGACAGGAGGAGGAUGUCGGGGAGUUUGUGCCAGGGUUCUGGGAUGCCAACUCGGUCCUGGAGUACGGCCUGGGAGCCGAGAGCAGCAAAUCCCUAGGGGACUACAAGGAAGCGAAGCAACUUCAGAGGCGACUCGAGAGGAUCUGGGCAAUCCUGCAGGUGCCGGACAAGGACCGGCUGGACAUGGCCAUCAAGUACAGCUCCAAUGUCCGGUUGGGGCAGCUCCCUGCCCUGGUGAGCGCCUGGGAGAAGGCCUUGCACCCCAUCCAGGAGCGAGAGAUCUUGUUAGCACAGCUGGAACGCUUUGAGCAAGAGGCCUCUGACCCCAACCGCUUCUUCCUGAAGGUCGAUUAUGACCUUUGGCGCUUGCAAGACGAGUCCCAGAUUCGCAGCAGCUUAUACCAGAGGAUUAAAGCAAUUGAGACCUUGCUGGCCAAGCUCCUGCGAGAUAUCCAGGUCACCUUUGGGGACUCGGUGACCUACAAGGGGCGGUGCUAUCUGGAAAAGAUGAAGAAGGACAAAGUGGAGAUGUUGUACUGGCUGCAGCAGGAAAGGCGGGCCAAGAACCUGGUCCGUGUCCAAAGGAGCUCCCGACUGCCUUCCCUUAUCCCGAAAAUCACAGGAAACCUAGAAAACGGCCUUACUUCCUCUCACACAAGUAACUAAACAGCAAACAUUAUCCCCUCCCCAGUCCCCGGAUGGGUCAGCCGGGUGAUAGAAUAUCUCAGAAAUCCAGGCCCACUGGGGUGGGUUAGGAACAAAUCUCUUCUAAUUGGAGAUUUUAGUUGAGUUCAUAUUUUAUUAUAAUAUAGUAUAGCUAUAGGAUGAAAAUUGCCGCUCUGCAGGCCCCAGGUUGGCCAGCUUAUGUCAAUUGAUAUAGCCGAGCUCUGGUACGUCUGGGUCUGAAUGAGUGAGUGAAUGAAACGGGAUUGGCAGGGAGAACGCUUGAGCAUCUCAUUCUACUCUAGUUCCGAGGGAUGCUUGGUUCGAAUCUAGUCGCUGAAGAGUUUAAAGGAAUAAGGGUCUCUCUCGGGUCUGGCUUAAUCAGCAGUUAGAGAAGGCAGAGGCUGAUGGACUGUGGCUUACCCUCCUCCCACACCCACAUCUCCAGACUGUUGUUGACAGCUGAAGCCCCCGAUGGAGCUGUAUUUCUUUCUCUGGGCUUCACCAGGGAACCCAAAGACACACCAAUGCCAUCGGCCCUUUGCCUGGGACUAGGUUUUGAAAGGGGAGAAUCUGGAGAAAGAGAAUGUGUGCAUUGUCCUGGUUAUCAGGGGGCAGGCAGCGUGAAGGUUCCAAGUAGGACGAUGGGAUGGAAAGGCCAAGACUGUACCUCGCUGGUUUUACAGUUUUGUCCAAAGUAUAGAUCCUGAAGUUGGUCCUCAAAUGCAAAGUCUAGUAGAAGAAUCCAUUGCGUUUUCUGUGGACUCCACAGGUCUGAGAGAAUCUUUCCCAGAUCCAGAUCCAGAUCCCACGGUUCUCCCACUUCUGUCCCGUGGCCGAGUUUAGAGAACAUUCUAAGAGACAGGUUAUGAUACUCACCAAAUACACACCUACUAGGGACAGCCACAGGGAAUUGGGUUUGUUUGUUUUUUUUUUUAACUAGAAAGAGGAAACAGCCUCCAAAUAGUAGGAGUGAUGAGGAAAAAGGUUCACUGACCAUCUGAGCCGGAAUUUGGAAACGGCCAAAGGACUAUGUUUUCUCCCUGGCUUCUUUCUCCCAAGCCUGGGAUUUCUCUGCUUGAGACAUUACUUUGGAUAUAAUCCAGUCUCCCCAGUACAGGCUACCUUGCGAUCAGCUUGAUUGGGAUUCUUAGGAGUAAAUGAACAAAUGGAAAGAU